AUGAAUCGGAGUGGUGAGCAACAAUGUAUCAAAUUGUUGGAGCUCUUUGAUUGGUAUUUAUUAUGUGGUACGUGUAGUUACGAAUACAAACAGCACGCGGGUGAUUUAAUGCAGGCAUUGGUCGUUUCAAAAGUUACCGAGGACGGCGACAGACAACCUGAGCUGGCGCCCGAUGCCGAAAGAAUUCAAAUAAUUUAUCAUAGCAGUGUUUCUUUACGCACUCAUAACAUUGCUUUGCCACACGACCAAAUCGUUGAUUAUAUGAAUGCCUUUCGUGAUAUUGCCGUUACCAUUACGAAUACCAAUUAA
Ceutorhynchus assimilis (cabbage seed weevil) is the source of this 309-nucleotide messenger RNA. NCBI's taxonomy places the organism in Eukaryota, Metazoa, Arthropoda, Insecta, Coleoptera, Curculionidae. The record is from the annotation of a GenBank genome assembly.